AUGACCACAAACUCUGACCAAGUCGUUACCUUAUCGCAAUUAAACUCAUCAAACAAGUUACUUAAUACUUCGAAACCAGUGGUUUGGAAGGAAUUUGGAAACUACCUUGAUAAAUCUGUUGAGAUUAAACAAUCAUCAUUUUCGUCAGAUGAUAAUGAAACAAAUCAAGCAAGCUCAAACAGUAUUAAUAACUUUCUAGAUAUAAAUUUCAAUUCGAACCAAUCUAUAUUAUCACAGACUGUGCAAUAUAAAAUCUGUACAUCCUGCCAACGACCAAUAGGAUUAGCAAGUCUUCUGCUGCAUUAUCAAAAGUGUAUCGAAAUGAAACAAAAAAGGCAACAAGAACAAGCUGAUAUUGCCCUUCAAGAUGCUGCCACUAACGGCACUGCAAACAACAACAACAACAACAGCAGCAGCAGCAGCAACAGCACUUCUACUAACAAGAAAAAGAGAGGAAGAAAUGGCGCUCUAGGUGAUGGCUUGGAUAUCUCAUCAUCCGUGGAUAGUUCCAGAAACAAUACACCUGCGCCACCUGGAGGUAACGCAAGUGGUGGAGAAGGUGUAAGCCACAAUAACGCUAACCAAACGAGACCCAAAAAGAAGUAUAAAAAAUCACAAGCUCAAAAGCAAAAAGAAGCUGCUAAUGCAGCAGCUGCCGCCGCCGCAGCAGCUGCUGCGGGAACUACAUCAGCAACAGCAUCAGCAACGGCACCUACCACUUCAACAUCAAAUUCUAUGGCUGCUAAUACUGCCUCCGGCGCUUCUGCCACUACAGGUACUUCUACAACUGUACCAAAAACUGCACCAGAUAAACCUCCAAAGAAGACAAAGAAAGGAAGCACUGCUUCGUCGCAAACUCAACAAGCAAAUGCAAAAAACUCUCAGCUGCCGCUGCAACUGCAACUGCAACUGCAACUGCACGCACUGCUGAAAUCCAAACAACUGGUUAAACCCAAAGGUCCAGUGGAUGUUGAGAAGCAAUGUGGUGUUGCACUUCCCUCGGGCGGUUUAUGUGCACGUUCACUAACUUGUAAAACCCAUUCUAUGGGUGCUAAAAGAGCAGUCUUGGGUAGGUCUGCUCCAUACGAUGUCUUAUUACAACAGUAUCAGAAACGAAACCAGGCCAAGAUUGCACAAAACAAUGCCUUGGCUGCUCAGCGUAGAGAGAAUGCCGCGUUCAAUGAUGACGGAUCCGAUGUCAAUCUCAAUAAUGCUAAUAAAGUAUUGGACCCCGAUGAGGAAACACAUUUAGUAUUAGAGGGUUUAUCAAAAAACAAUCCGAUACCUUUAGAAAGGAAGAUCAUGAUGCCUGUACGGUAUAGACAUCGAUUUUUACAAGCUAGAGAAUUUUAUGCAAAUGCAUUGAUUGUAUCUGCUCAACACACACAACAACAACAACAGCAGCAGCAGCAACAACAACAGCAGCAGCAACAACAACAGCAGCAACAACAGCAACAAGGAAGUGCUGGUGGUGCACUGGGAGAACAAACUUUGGCCAAUCAAGCUAUAUCCGGUUCCAUUGGUGGUAUGCAAGGUAGAUGUGCAUUGAUCAAUGUUGAUGCUCCGGUCAACCCAAACUCAGAUUCACAAACUCAACUGUUUAGUGCAAUACUGGGAGAAAUGUAUCAAGUGCGAGCACCCUCGAAGGCAAUCUUAACAACUGCUCAGUAUAAUAAUUUGCAGCAUCAAGCAUUCCAGCAGCAAGUAAUGAAGCUUCAACAAAAGCAACAACAGCAGCAGCAACAACAACAACAGCUAGCCCAACGAUCGCAAAGGCCACCUUCAGCUAGCGUACAGCAAUAA
Messenger RNA from Lodderomyces elongisporus, 1803 nucleotides. RefSeq names its product deubiquitination module subunit (gene sgf73). The transcript has a single exon. NCBI's taxonomy places the organism in Eukaryota, Fungi, Ascomycota, Pichiomycetes, Serinales, Debaryomycetaceae. Gene Ontology annotation, cellular component: SAGA complex. The record is from RefSeq and is a predicted model, not a curated record. The coding region runs from base 1 to 1803 and encodes 600 amino acids. Gene Ontology annotation, biological process: RITS complex assembly; regulation of transcription by RNA polymerase II; regulatory ncRNA-mediated heterochromatin formation.